Molecule: messenger RNA, 2614 nt
Organism: Thunnus maccoyii (southern bluefin tuna)
Lineage: Eukaryota; Metazoa; Chordata; Actinopteri; Scombriformes; Scombridae
Gene: ptger4a
Product: prostaglandin E receptor 4 (subtype EP4) a
Exons: 2
Coding region: 317-1669 (450 amino acids)
Biological process (GO): negative regulation of inflammatory response; cellular response to prostaglandin E stimulus; adenylate cyclase-activating G protein-coupled receptor signaling pathway
Cellular component (GO): plasma membrane
Molecular function (GO): prostaglandin E receptor activity
Source: RefSeq, a predicted model, not a curated record
CUGUUGCCUACUUUUAUCUUUCUGUCCUGGUGAGUGAAAUCUGCGUCUGUCUUGCAAAGCGAGCUGAGGAUCUGAUAGCAAAACAUCACCGUCUCAUCUAACGUAACCACAGGGGCAGCAGAGGAUGCUCUGAACGUGACGGAAAGAACCAACCAAUAGUUCGUUUGAAGAUAAGGUUCAAACUGCUUUUCUCUGCUUUUGACAAUGUUGCCCAGGCGUCAUUUAAAUGCAAAUAAGUGUCCUACUCUAGAGUGGAAAUACUGGAGUUAAGAGAACUUGUUUCACUCGUCCUGACCUGCAUCUGGAGGACACAACUAUGAAUAAUCAAUCGAUGACAGGAAGGACCAUGGUCCCAACUAUUCCGUCUAUUAUGUUCAUUUUCGGGGUGGUUGGAAAUGUCAUCGCCAUCGUGGUUUUGUGUAAAUCUCGAAAAGAACAGAAAGAAACCACGUUUUACACUCUGGUGUGUGGACUGGCAGUCACAGACCUCCUGGGCACACUGCUGGCCAGUCCGGUAACCAUCGCCACCUACGUGAAGGGAUCGUGGCCCGGAGAGGACCCGCUGUGCCAGUACUUUGGAUUCACCAUGCUUUUCUUCUCUCUGGCGGGGCUCAGCAUCAUAUGUGCCAUGUCGGUAGAGAGAUACAUCGCUAUAAACCAUGCCUACUUCUACAAUGACUAUGUGGACCAAAAACUGGCGGGCUUGACUCUCCUGGCGAUCUACAUCUCCAACGCGUUUUUCUGCGCACUGCCGAUUAUGGGCUUCGGGCAGGUGAAGAAGCAGUACCCACAAACUUGGUGCUUUUUAGAGUGGAGGAGCAACAAGACCAGCGAUGCCGCCUAUACCUACAUGUAUGCGGGUUUCAGUUCUCUUCUUAUUCUCGCCACUGUCAUCUGUAACGUGUUGGUGUGCGUUGCUUUGAUCCGGAUGCACCGGCGCUUCGUGCGCAGGAUGUCGCUGGGAACCGAUCUCGGGCGCAACGUGGACCCGCGGAGGAGAGGACGCAGCUUUGGGCGUCUGGCCGGUGCAGAGAUUCAGAUGGUUAUUCUGCUCAUAGGCACGUCGGCAGUGGUGCUUAUCUGUUCCAUCCCACUUGUUGCACAGGUAUUUUUGAACCAACUCUACAAGACUCCAGUGGAGCUGCGGUUGGACAGAAACCCUGAUCUAAGAUCGAUACGUUUCGCCUCCUUCAACCCCAUUCUUGACCCCUGGAUCUACAUCCUGCUCCGCAAGGCUGUUCUCCUCAAGCUCAUUGAGAAAAUCAAAUGCCUAUUUUGCAAGAUGGGAGCGAGGGGGCAACAGAGACAGAGCAGCUUUCACUGCAUAGAUGCUCAUCAACUCUCAUCUGUCAUCUCUAACCGGGACUCUAACUCCUUGGUGUCCCAUGACCUUCGAGAUAUCACCAGCACCUCCCAGACCUUCCUUUACCUGCCAGAGGGAAGUGAAGUGUACACUGGAAGCUGUUACAAGGCAAACAGACUCUGUGGUUCACAGCCUUCAUUGAUCAGAGACUCACAAGCUUCUUAUUCGUCUGAGCAGGGCAGCAUUGAGGCUCAGAGCAGAGAGGGGACAGAUGUGAUCAGGGACCUUUCAGCCUUGCCCUGUCCAAAAGACCCAGCACUUCAGGUGUCGUUGAGCACUGAGACAGUGGAGGAGAAAUGCAUCUGACUUAUCUGUGAAAUUCUCAACUAGCAGAAAUCCUCUACUGAAUGACUUUUCCGCAAAUUAACUUUUAAACCUCUAAAAAAAAAAAACUGAGGAAAGGCACAUAAAAAUAAUAAAUGACUCCCCUUGUGAAGUCAGGCACAUGCAGAAAAGAAACUUGAAGUGCUGUGAGCUUUAUCGUCCUGUGUUAUCUGUUUCAGCACCCAGCUACCUCAGUGAUGACUAUCUCUGACCGUGUGAGUAGAUUUUGUCAUUUUGGCCAAAACAGAUCUUGUCAGAACAGAGAUUACCCACUUCCUCAUGACUCAUGUGUCAGUGAUGGAAAAGACAUCCUUCCUAGUUUCAGCUGCUUCUUUCAAUCAUUGUGGAAACCUUUGCUGUAAAGUAGAUUAGGCCAGAAAUUUAGAAUAACUGAGUCACACGCUUGUGGUCAAUGUGGUAAAUGAAAACAGUAUUGAGUGUGAUCCUUAUGAGUGAUCACAUGUGUGCUGUCAUUGUUUCGGAUCAAUUUGAUAAACAGGCUCUAUUGUACAGUGCUUUGAAGGACAUAUUGUGUUCGUUCCAUGACGGAUGUACAGUGCAGUAUUACAUUUGUGGUGAACACCAAUGUUUUUGUUCCUCAGCCCUGGAAUACACACAAAUAUGUCAUCUCAGAUGUUACAGUGAAGGUACAAAGAUUCCUGUGCCAUAGUUAUUAACACCAAACCAUUUACACGUGACUGAGAAUGUUGAACAUUUUUUCUGCAGCUGAAGAAAGUGUGGUGAAAAGUCAGUGGACUGUUUUGUUUGUUUGUUUGUUUGUUUUGCUUAGUGCGGAGUAUUAAGAUAUUUCAACACAUCUGUCAGCUUGAGAGAAAUGGUAUUCUAAAUGAUCAGUGUUGUGAAAAAUAUUGUUUGUAAUAAAAUCAUUCUUCUCUAGGAGAAGGUUCUAGUUAAUAAAUCACAACU